This is a messenger RNA of Pteronotus mesoamericanus, 3814 nucleotides long. RefSeq names its product telomerase reverse transcriptase (gene TERT). Gene Ontology annotation, molecular function: telomerase RNA binding; telomeric repeat DNA binding. Gene Ontology annotation, biological process: telomere maintenance via telomerase. Gene Ontology annotation, cellular component: telomerase catalytic core complex. The transcript has 16 exons. The record is from RefSeq and is a predicted model, not a curated record. The coding region runs from base 1 to 3339 and encodes 1112 amino acids. Lineage: Eukaryota; Metazoa; Chordata; Mammalia; Chiroptera; Mormoopidae.
AUGCCGCGCGCACCCCGUUGCCGCGCUGUGCGCGCUCUGCUGCGUGGCUGCUAUCGCGAGGUGCUGCCUCUGGACACCUUCGUGCGGCGCCUGGGUCCCGAGGGUCGUCGCCUUGUGCAGCGUGGGGACCCGACAGUCUUUCGCGCGCUGGUGGCCCAGUGCCUGGUGUGUGUGCCCUGGGACGCGCAGCCGCCCCCCGCCAGCCCGGACUUCCGCCAGGUGUCCUGCCUGAAGGAGCUGGUGGCCAGGGUCGUGCAGAGACUCUGCGAGCGCGGCACGAGGAAUGUGCUGGCUUUCGGCUUUGCGCUGCUGGACGGGGCCCGCAGCGGUCCCCCCGUGGCCUUCACGACAAAUGUGUGCAGCUAUGUGCCCAACACAGUGACUGAGACGCUGCGAGGCAGUGGCGCGUGGGGGUUGCUGCUGCGCCGUGUAGGCGACGACGUGCUCACCUACCUGCUGGCACGCUGCGCGCUCUACCUGCUGGUGGCCCCUAGCUGCGCUUACCAGGUGUGCGGGCCACCGCUCUACGACCUCUGCACCACAAGACACAGAAACGGGGCCCUGACGGGCCUCGGAUCCACACUCCAGGCCUGGAAUGGCGGCAGUGGGGAGGCCGGCGUACCCCCGGGCUUCCGCUCCAGGCGACGGGGGCGAAGCCACGCGGGGGAAAGUCCACCACAGGCCAAGAGGCCCAGGCGUGGCCCAAUCCCAGAGCCAGAACUGGGGCCGAGUGCAAGCCAUUUCCACGCGGCGACACCUACCAGAGCUGCCGCGGAAGCCGCAUCUGGGAAGGACGAUCCACGCAAGACCCAGCGUCCCUCACCACUGCAGGGCCUCAAACGCGAUGCCGGCUGCCCAUCUUCUCAUCCGUCAAGUCCCCAGGCCUCUCCCAGUCCCGGAGUGGUCGGAGUGGUCGCCGAAACCAAGCACUUUCUCUACUGCUCCGGUGGCAAGGAACAGCUGCGCUCCUCCUUCCUGCUUAACUCCCUGCCCCCCAGCCUGACGGGGGCCCGUAGACUCGUGGAAACCAUCUUUCUGGACUGCAAGCCCCUGCAGCCUGGCGCUUCCCGCAGGACGCGCCGCCUGCCUGCGCGCUACUGGCAGAUGAGGCCUCUGUUCCGGGAUCUUCUUGGGAACCAUGCACGGUGCCCCUAUGGCACGCUACUCAGGAAACACUGCCCACUGCGGGCCACGGCCACUGUAGAGGCAGCGGGAUCCAGCGACAAGGGGUACGGUGCAGUGGGCAUCUGCGCCCCGAAGGACGUUGACCCGCAGCACCUGGCCCAGCUGCUCCGCCAGCACAGCAGCCCAGGGCACGUGUACGGGCUCCUGCGGGCCUGUCUUCGCCAGCUGGUGCCGCCUGGCCUCUGGGGUUCCAGGCACAAUGAGCGCCGCUUCUUGAAAACCGUGAAGAAGUUCAUCUUUCUGGGGAAGUACGCCAAGCUCUCACGUCAGGAGCUGACCUGGAAGAUGAAAGUGCAGGACUGUGCCUGGCUGUGCAGAAACCCAGGGGGUCGCUGUGUCCCGGCCGCAGAACACCACCUAAGAGAAGCGAUCUUGGCCAAGUUCCUGUGCUGGUUAAUGGGCACGUAUGUGGUUGAGCUGCUAAAGUCCUUUUUUUAUGUCACGGAGACCACAUUUCAGAAAAACCAGCUCUUCUUCUUCCGGAAGAGUGUCUGGAGCCAGUUGCAAAACAUCGGGAUCAGACAACACUUCGAUAGGGUGCAGCUUCGUGAACUGUCAGCAGCUGAGGUCAAGCGACAUCAGGAAGCCAGACCUGCUCUGCUGAUGUCCAGACUCCGUUUCCUCCCCAAGCCCAGCGGGCUGCGGCCGAUUGUGAACAUGGACUACGUUCUGGGAGCCAGAGCAUUCCGCAGGGACAAGAAGGUGCAGCAUCUCACUUCAAAAGUCAAGACGCUGUUCAGCGUGCUGAACUACGAGCGGGCGCAGCGCCCUGGCCUCCUGGGUGCCUCUGUGCUGGGCAUGGACGAUAUCUAUAGGGCCUGGCGUGACUUUGUGGUGCGCGUGCGGGCCCAGGACUCAGCACCCCAGCUGUACUUCGUCAAGGUGGACGUGAUGGGUGCCUAUGACGCCCUUCCUCAGGACAGGCUGGUGGAGGUAAUCGCCAGUGUGAUCAAGCCGCAAGAGCACACAUACUGCCUCCGCCAGUACGCCGUGGUCCAGAGAACUGCCCACGGGCACGUCCGGAAGUCCUUCAAAAGACACGUGUCUACCUUCACGGACCUCCAGCCUUACAUGAAACAGUUUGUGCAGCAGCUGCAGAGGGCAAGCUCGCUGAGGGACGCCGUGGUCAUUGAGCAGAGCUGCUCUCUGAACGAGGCCAGCAGCAGCCUGUUUGAUUUCUUCCUACGCCUGGUGCACAACCACGUCAUAAGGAUUGGGGGCAAGUUUUAUGUCCAGUGUCAGGGGAUCCCCCAGGGCUCCAUCCUGUCCACCCUGUUGUGCAGCUUGUGCUACGCAGACAUGGAGAACAGGGUGUUCCCUGGGCUUCAGCAGGACGGGGUGCUCCUGCGUUUGGUGGAUGACUUCUUGCUGGUCACCCCUCACCUGACACAAGCGAAAGCCUUUCUCAGGACCCUGGUCAAGGGCGUGCCUGAGUACGGCUGUAUGGCAAACUUGCGGAAGACAGUUGUGAACUUCCCUGUGGAAGACGACAUCCUGGGCGAUGUGGCCCCGCUGCAGCUGCCGGCCCACUGCCUGUUCCCCUGGUGCGGCUUGCUGCUGGACACACGGACCCUGGAGGUGUUCUGCGACUACUCUAGUUACGCCCAGACCUCAAUCAGAGCAAGCCUCACCUUCAGCCAGGGCUUCAAGGCCGGGAGGAGCCUGCGACGGAAGCUCUUCGCAGUGUUGAGGCUGAAAUGUCACAGCCUGUUUCUGGAUCUGCAGGUGAACAGCCUUCAGACAGUUUGCACAAACGUUUACAAGAUAUUCUUGCUGCAGGCCUACAGGUUUCACGCCUGUGUGCUCCAGCUCCCGUUUGAUCAGCACGUUCGGAAGAACCCCUCAUUUUUCCUCCGUGUCAUCUCUGACACUGCGUCCCGCUGCUAUGCCCUUCUGAAAGCCAAGAACACAGGGAUGUUGCUGGGGACCAAAGGUGCUGCAGGCCCAUUUCCUUCCGAAGCCACAAGGUGGCUGUGCCUCCACGCCUUCCUACUGAAGCUGUCUCGUCACAGCGCCACCUACAGGUGUCUCCUGGGAGCACUCCAGGCCGCCCAAGCACAGCUGUGCCGGCAGCUCCCAAGGACAACGCUGGCCACCCUGCACGCCGCAGCUGAUCCAGCGCUGACCACAGACUUCGAGGCCAUCUUGGACUGAUGGCCACCCCUUCUCACAGCCCAGAGUGGGCUCCAGGCCCUCGAGCCCCAUCCCUGCUGGGUCCACCCAGAGGGUCUGGCCCCUGUGCCCUGAGACCCCAAGAUGUGUGCUGCUUGCUGGGCUGCUUCCUGGAGUGGGUCUGCCCCCAAGUCCUCAAGGAAGCAGAGCCUGCCCUGCCUUCAAACACCUCCCAUCCCCCUGCUACCUCUUUCUAGUGACAGGUUCAUCCUUCAGUUGCUCACUGCCAGGAGGAGGCAUGUAGAAGAGCCUGGCUGGGUCAUUGGCAUCUAUAAGGGAAAUGUCAGGGACCUUUGUCACCCUCCUUGCUGUGGGGACACCCAGGUCUAGAGUGAUGGCCCAUAAGUGGUGGGUGUGUGUGGAUUCCUUCCCGCUGAUCUGCAUAGAGUCCUGAAUCAAGCCAUCCACGCCCAAUGGAGCAGCUGAUGCCCACACCAUCUGAUGCCCCAUCUGCAUC